AUUCAGAGGGAUUUGUUGAUGUUUUUAGUAUGCAGUUAUGCAGUGCCAUUGGUUUCCUUUCUAUUUUCUAAUUUUCUUAGGAACAAGACAGCUCUAUUGACUGAUGAGCGUGUGCGGAUUAUGAAUGAGAUCAUCUCAGGAAUGCGGAUCAUCAAGAUUCAUGCAUGGGAAUUCCCCUUUUCAGACCUGGUCAGAGAAUCAAGAAGGAAAGAAAUGGCCAAAGUGAUGCGCUCUACCCACCUGCGUACUUUCAACAUCGCAGCCUUCAAAUCUGCCACUGCUAUCAUCUCCUUCGCCACCUUCACCGCCUACGCCCUCACCGGUCACGUUCUCACGCCCAGCAUCGUCUUUCUCGCCAUCCCGCUCUUCAAUGCCGUCCAUCUCACGGUCGUUCUCUGCAUACCCACCUGCAUCAUGUACGGCAGUGAGGGGCUCAUUGCUGUGCGCAGAAUACAGGAAUUUCUUAUGAUGGAGGAAUUGAAGACAUUGAAGCAUGCAGACUCCUUCUCCUCCAUCUCGUCCGAUGCUAACCUUCCCAUCCCUGAGCAGAUCGGAGAACCCCUGGAAGAAUCUGAGACGAACGAUAGAAGAAAAGAUGAGGAGAGGACAGAUACCAUCGCCAGCAAUGACGUUACUGUAGCGUUCCUCCCUAACGACAACAAGGAAAAAGAUCAGCUGGUUGAAGAUGGCCCAGAUGGUCUAGCCAUGAAGCAUAUGAAUGAUAACAGAGAGGAAGAGGAGAAAGAAGAAGAGAGGAGAAAAAGCAAAGAAGGAUCAAAUCGGGAUGUUGAUGGGGAUGAUGGGACUCCUGAACGUGAAGAAGAUGAUAAUGACAUCAUUCUUAGGAACCUAGGAGGAUCUUGGGAUGCCAAAAGUGUUGAUGACAAAGUUGGUUUCACUCUGAAGAACAUUGAUUUUUCUCUGCGAGCUGGACAGCUUGUAGCCAUCAUUGGGCCUGUGGGUAGUGGCAAGUCUUCCCUUCUCAUGGCUAUGAUGAAUGAGCUCCCAACACAGACUGGUGAUGUUAUUGUCAGUGGUAAAAUAGCCUAUACAGCACAGCAGCCAUGGGUAUUCUCUGGCACGCUAAGGGAUAACAUUCUCUUCGGCAAGAAGCUUGACCCAGACAAAUACAAGGAGACCCUGAAAGUUUGUGCGCUCAAAAUGGACAUUGAACUUUUACCUGAUGGUGACCUCACGCUGGUCGGAGACAGGGGCAUCACAUUGAGUGGAGGUCAAAGGGCAAGGGUCAGCCUGGCCAGGGCUGUAUACCGUGAGGCCGAUGCUUACCUAUUGGAUGAUCCUCUCAGUGCUGUGGAUACAGCGGUCGGAAGGCAUCUGUUUGAUAAAUGCAUCAAGGGUCAUCUAAGAGACAAACUGGUUGUUCUCGUCACUCAUCAGUUACAGUACCUGGAUGCAGCAGACUGUAUAGUAGUCCUCAAAGAUGGUGAAAUGGUAGCAUGCGGAAGCUUCGAGGAGCUCCAGACCACCGGGAUAGAUUUCGCUGCUCUCCUCAAGGAGCAUGAAUCACUUAAGCAAGAAGACGUUGUCUCGAGGACCAGCUCAAUUUAUUCAAUCCCCGGCGCUAUUGCAACAGAGAUCAAUCCACUCGCUGAUGAUAUCAUUCUUGAGGCUGAUGAGAAAGCAAGCAAUAGACAAAAAGAGACCAAGUCUGAAGGCACAGUGACUUACAAGGUCUAUGUGACAUUCUUCAGGGCGGGGGCCGGUAUUCUUGGAUUCUCCAUCUUCAUGCUCUUCAAUGUUAGCAGUCAGGCGUUCAUGAACCUCACUGAUUGGUGGUUAGCGCAAUGGGCUUUCGCUGAGGAGACGGCGUGUGCUGAGUUACUCAAUCGUUCAUGCAUAGUCGAUACGGUCUUGCCGAAUAAGACGUUUGUAGUUGAGAUGGAUGUCGACCGGCCGUACUAUAUUCAAAACCUGGCCAUCUUCCUCGGUCUCUUCAUCCUCUUCUGCUUCAUUCGUACCUAUCAUUUUUUCAUCAUUCUCGUCAACGCCGCCACCGUUCUGCACAAUAGAAUGUUUGAAGCUCUCAUCAGGGCCCCGAUGCAAUUCUUUGAUACAAACUCGAUUGGGCGUAUAUUAAAUCGAUUCUCAAAAGAUAUCGGUUUAAUGGAUGAGCAAUUACCUAUAACCUUUGCAGACUUCAAUACAAUAUCAUUUCAUACUCUAGGAGUGAUCAUCGUUAUCAGCAUCUUCAACCCAAUCGUCUUAAUAUUCAUGGUGCCGCUGUGUGUAGCAUUCACCCUCGUCAGACGAUACUACCUCGCGUCAUCAAGAGAUAUCAAGAGAUUAGAAGGGAUAACUCGUAGUCCCGUCUUCAGCCACCUCUCGGCCUCUCUGCAGGGGUUAGUCACCAUCAGAGCCUUCAAGGUCCAAGAGGACUUCACCAAGCAGUUCGACCUCCAUCAGAACACCCACACCAGGACAUGGUUUCUCUUUCUCACUUCCAACCGUUGGUUUGGGAUCAUGCUAGAUUGGAUGGCCAUCACCUUCCUUGCCGUUGUAGCCUUUUUGUGCAUCAUCUUAUCUGAUUUAUUUGAGUUGAACUCAUCUCUGGUCGGUUUAUCAUUGACCUACUCUCUUCAGCUGAUGGGUAAAUUUCAGUGGGGCGUUAGACAAAGUGCAGAGGUAGAAAAUUUGAUGACCUCAACAGAGAGGGUCAUAGAAUACUCACAGCUGAAGCCAGAAGCUCCUCUGGAGAAGGAGAACAAACCUGAUGCUGAUUGGCCUAAGCAUGGCAUCAUCACGUUUGAAGACGUCUCGGUCUCCUACAGCGAUGAUGGACCUCUAGUCCUCAAGAACCUCAGAUGCUGUAUACGAGCAGAGGAGAAGGUUGGUAUCGUCGGUAGGACGGGGGCAGGUAAAAGUUCUUUGAUGGCUGCCCUCAUGAGGUUGACGGAGCCCAAGGGAAUCCUGAAGAUCGACGGUGUCACCAUCACAGAGAUCGGUCUCCAUUCCUUGAGGAAACGUAUAUCAUUUAUUCCCCAGGAUCCUGUGUUAUUUAGCGGAACCCUCAGGAAGAACCUAGACCCAUUCAACCAUCACACGGAUGAGGAUAUGUGGAAUGCAUUGGAAGAGGUUCAACUCAAGCCUGUCGUGGAAGAAAACUCAGAGAAACUGGAGAUGGCAAUGUCCGAGGGAGGGACAAACUUCAGCGUCGGACAGAGGCAGCUGGUCUGCCUAGCGAGGGCGGUAUUACAUCGGAAUAAGAUCCUCAUUGUAGACGAGGCCACUGCUAAUGUAGACCCUAGGACUGACCAGUUGGUUCAACUGACCAUUAGGAAGAAGUUCAGGCAGUGUACCGUGCUGACCAUUGCCCACAGACUCAAUACCAUCAUGGAUAGUGACCGUGUCUUGGUGCUGGACCAAGGUUGUAUCAUAGAGUUUGAUGAACCCUAUGUUCUUCUCAAGAAUGGAAAGAGCCUAUUUGGAUCCAUGGUGGUGGAGACAGGAAAGUCUGAGGCUGCCAAGCUCCUUGCAGUGGCCAGGGCCGGGUACUAUGAGAGGAACCCCUCCAACCCGUAUGACUUUGACAUCAAUGGUGACCUGAAUGAGAGCUCUGCAUGAAAGGGUCAAAGGACAGGAGGUCACAAAGUCAUCACGAAGGUCACGAGGUCAUUAUUCAUGAUAAAUAUGAAUGAGAAAUGACUUUCCGUAUGAAGAUAUGAUCACGAGUUGAUUUUUAGAAAUUUUCGCAAAAUGCCGCCUCGAUGAUGUCACGAUAAUCUGAUGAACUUGCAAAUGUUUCGGACAUGUCUUAUGACAAGGACCUAUGACUGUGCCAAAAUUGAAAGAAAUUGACAUUACCAAAUCUGAGUAAUCAUCGGCACAAAAAUGUGCGGAGAAAUAUAUAAAAAGAAAGAAAGAAAAUUCUGACGAAAUCAAUGGGUAGUCUAUGACAGAGCACCUCAGUAUACCUAAAGAGUGCCUUGAUGAUAAAUAUUCCCUUUUUCAUUUAAAUAAAGACAGCUAAAAGUACUUAACUUAAUCAAAGAAAAGUUGCAAUACCAAUAACUGAAAUGAAUUUUGUACAUUUUCUAUAUCCCAUGUAAUGUGCCAAUGUUUGUUUUUGUAUUUCUGUUUUCGUAAAAUAUGUCUGAAUGUUAUAUCUUAAUAUUAUGUUUGCAAAACAACAAUGAUCCGUGUCAAAUGUACGUAAGGCAAAUAUUAUGAUAAAAUUAUGAUAUAUUAUGAUAAAAUAAAGCAAAAUAACUUUU
Messenger RNA from Strongylocentrotus purpuratus (purple sea urchin), 4232 nucleotides. Its product is annotated as multidrug resistance-associated protein 4. NCBI's taxonomy places the organism in Eukaryota, Metazoa, Echinodermata, Echinoidea, Camarodonta, Strongylocentrotidae. Gene Ontology annotation, biological process: transmembrane transport. Gene Ontology annotation, cellular component: plasma membrane. The record is from RefSeq and is a predicted model, not a curated record. The transcript has 21 exons. Gene Ontology annotation, molecular function: ATP binding; ATP hydrolysis activity; ABC-type transporter activity. Bases 19 to 3582 code for a protein of 1187 amino acids.